ACAAUGAGUUGCAUAUAGUCGAACCAUAACAAAUCGACAUUUUCUGGGCUAUCCCACUAUCCAAACUCAAUAGAAGCUACGUUUUCAAUAUCGGUCCGAUAAAUCUCUCCCAAUUGGGUCCCGUCUUCAGCUUCCCAAUGACAGCGCGUCUCCAUCAGGAACAUACGACACAUCUAGCGCCUAUGAUCGACUGACAACAAGUCCAUCUCGCUGCAAGUGCCGGCACUACCGGUCCUCGUAUAAUACAGUCAGACUUUCCAAUCUAUUAGGGUUCAAAAUGCGGUCUAUCUUCUUCAAAUUUAAUCAGUCUCACCGCCUCAAGAUUGCUACCCGUCCACGCCGGAUUUGGCCUCUCGCUUCAGUCGCUUCAGUCAGAAUGUAUUCUCAGAGACCCUCAUGGCUGGAAGUAUGUUGCAAUGACGUAAGGCCGACCCCUACGCUGUUUGCAUGGAACCUGUCAAACCUUGCUUCUUACGAUGGUUCUGACCCUUCAACCUCGUCUGCUUCUGGUGAUUCCGACCAGCGGAUCUAUGUCCUAGGAGUAGGUAACUUAGGCCGCCUCUUCGCAAGUUCACUGGCCCAAGCGCCUGACAGGCCCCCAAUCACAUUGGUUGUUCACAGAAAGGAGCUCUUGGAACAAUGGAUCGAGAGUGACGGCAUUGAAAUCUUGCGUCAGGACAAGCUGGAGAAGAACAAAGACUUCGAUAUCGAAUGGUGGACAGAGAAUGAGCCGGAUUUUGGCCCAGUGCGAGAGGUCGCCGACGGCGAAAAGUUAAAGAACCUCAUCGUUUUGACCAAGGCUUCGGCUGCCCUACCACAGGUUGACCGAGUUCGAGGAUACCUGGACCGAAACAGCACUGUGUUAUUCGCUCAAAACGGAAUGUCGAAAUUGUGGCCUCCUCAUGGAUCCUUAUACGUUUCCCAUCGCUAUCAUAGCAACCAUGAGCCCAACUUUUUAGCUUGUGUCACAACACAUGGAGUGACAUCCCAGGGAACAUUCAAAAGUUUUCAUGCCUCCCAAGCUGAUGUUGUCGUCGGAGCGGUUCUCCCGAACUCCAUUUCGCUCGGGAAAACAGCUUACUUAGUCAAGCAGCUACUGGAAGCCCCUUACCUAGAGGCUAGGUCUGUGUCUAGGGGAGAACUUUGGAUUCUGCAAUUGGAAAAGCUCGUCGUUAACGCGGUAAUCAACCCUUUGACAGCUAUUCUGGGGUGCAAAAAUGGAGCUCUAUUCACUGAAUCAGAUGGAGUGCUCGCACGAGUCAUUGACCAGCUUCUAAGCGAAGCAAGUCAAGUGCUCCAACUUCUAGUGGCCCACGAGAGUAGCGCAGAAAUCAUUGGACUGCAGGAAGGACGUCUACCAGACGAGCCUGAGACGACCAUCGAUCUCUCCCUCAAGAGCCUGCAUGAAAGAUUCUCCCAUCCUCAGCUGAAGGACAUGAUCUAUCGAGUGGGUCACAAAGUUGGGGAGAACACAAGCUCCAUGCUGCAAGACGUGCGUGCCGGCAGAUCAACCGAGAUCAGGGACUUCAACGGCUGGCUAGUUGAGAUGGCAGCCUUCCUAGACCCGGGACUAGAGGUUACGGGCCACGGCACCUUGGUCGAGCUGGUGGAGGCUGGCAGAACCCUAGAUGUGGAUCAACUCGGAAGUUGCUUCAACGGUUCCGGGACAGAUGCAGGAAAAUGAUGACAGAGUCAUGGCUAUUGGAGAUCCGGGGACGUGCCCUGCCAUCGGUUGUGGUCAAUCCAACUUCCCUCCGCACAUUGGAUGAGCAUGGGCCAUGAGUGUUGUCCAAAUAGGCACCUGGCAGAUUUUGGCUGACCAGGGUUGUGAUCGGCUCCGGGCCAACGUCUGCAUCCUUGCAAAAGAAGCCAGCACGAGAUAAUGAAUUAACAAGGCUCACAUCCGCAUUGGGGGAUAUGUCCUGUCGCAUUUGACAAGGCGACUGGGAAUUCCCGGAAGUGGCGUGUUUCGUUUCGUUUUGUUUGGCUGCGUUUGUUUCUUCCUCGGUCUCGAUUACCAGGGGUCUAAACUCAACCCAACUUAUAAGACUCAGUGAUAUAGGCCAUAAGACAGGUGGUUAUCGACUCGCGCUAACCCUCUCGAAAACCGCUCUGCCAACCAGAUGAAACAAACGUUUUAAAGCCCAUCUCUCUCGUGGGGCGAAAAAGAAACAUGCAGGCAUCUUAACCAAGUUCAGCGUCGCAAUGCAUCAUCACCAAACACCGCCGUCAUCGACCCAACCUCCCUCUCCUCUCCUCUCCUCUCUAUCCUAUCCAUCUCUGGCCGAUGUGACCUGAAAACUCAGACCGUUAUAGCCCUGGGAUGGGUCAGAAAGUCUCGGUCGACGGGGGGUUGACAAAUCCAUGACCAAGACUGGAAGGGGGUGUUGUGCCCCAAGUUUUAUCACGCAUCGUCAGUGUAGCAACCGGGACUUGAAGCCAGUUUCAGGCCUAGUUUUUCACAGAUCGGGCAGUCUGCUUUAUGAUAUUAUGCAGUACCUACAUCAAGUCAACAACAUCAGCCAGCCAUAAUGCCUCGCUUAGAGACUGCACAUCGGAGAUUUCAAAAGAGAUGUUUCAGCGGCGGUAACCCUCUACGUUCCCCGGCUCUCCGACAUGUAGGUACUGUUGUCUUGCCUGCUUCCUAGCUGUGAUGAGACGUGGCACAGCUGCUGCUCUUUCAUGCUCUCAGCUCUGAGAUGACCUCGAUAGCCGUGGUUCGACACGACCUCAACCCCGGCGCAUGAAGAUCGUCCAAACACAGCAAGCUACACGACUUACAUCUUGUGUUACCUCCUCUCGCCCGCUGUAAGACUGCACUUGGCGUCGUGUGACCGCUCAACGCGUCUCUUACAGACGCGCGCUCGCACAUGCAUACAUACUGUCCCAUUCCUGCUCACCUCACAACACGUCACAAUGAGACACCACGCAGCUCGUCACAGAGCCAGCACGCAUUCGCACCCGCAUAUCUGAAUAACUGUUACUUUUCGUAGCUCCAGCUCAAAAAACGCCAUCGUUUAGCGCCGUGACUCGCAUCCCAUGCGAUGUAAUGCAACAAGUUAAUCAGAACCAGGCGGGUCUCUCUCUCAAAGUCAGGCAAACAGCAAGCAACAUCAACUCAUCCCAUCACAGCCAAGAUCGGGCCUUCUGUACUCUUCUGGUCAUAUAGCCUGUCGACAAAGUAUUAACAUCACGAGGACACCGGUGGGAUGGACUCGACCGCCUUAAAGCCACAGGUGACAUGACACCCAAAGGGCCCUUUGCCCUCCGUUUCAUCGGCUCCAUCCGCUCACUGGCAGCCUUUCUUCAUGGUUGGCCCCCGCCAGUCGGCAACCAUGGCGAUUGUGCCGUACAGCACCGUCUUUGUACAGACAGCUACGUGGCAAGGUCCCGCCUUACCCUACCUAUAUCAUAACUGAUCGCAGCGGCCCCCUAUACAUACAUGCCUACAUCUCAUGGGCAGGGACGAGAUGCAUGGAGUGUGGCAGGGAUUUAAAGCAUAAACACUUUCGUUUCGUCUAGCUCAACUGUGGAGACCGGUUCCGGUGAGACAAAGCAUACAGGGGG
Fusarium odoratissimum NRRL 54006 is the source of this 3567-nucleotide messenger RNA. Its product is annotated as 2-dehydropantoate 2-reductase. Gene Ontology annotation, molecular function: 2-dehydropantoate 2-reductase activity; NADP binding. The record is from RefSeq and is a predicted model, not a curated record. Gene Ontology annotation, cellular component: mitochondrion; cytoplasm. The transcript has a single exon. Bases 278 to 1684 code for a protein of 468 amino acids. NCBI's taxonomy places the organism in Eukaryota, Fungi, Ascomycota, Sordariomycetes, Hypocreales, Nectriaceae.